GUGAGUAGGAGGAAGAGAAGGGAUUUCUCUGGGCUGUUGCAAGACUGAUGCUGGUGAAAUAGUCUUUUCUUGAGCACUGAGUAACACUUGCCAGAAUUGGGAGCCUCUGAGCAGCACAUCCACUCAUGACUCGUGGGGAACGUGGCCAAAGGUAAAAGUGAAUAUUUUCAGCAUUAACAAGAAACAAAGGCUAAUAUUAGCUGCUUCUUUCUUAUCCCUGCUACCUCAAUCCUAAAGUGCUUGAUCUACUGAGACCAAACAGAAUGAAUGACUCAGAAGGUAAAAUUGGACUGAAACACCCAAAGGUCCCGGGGGAUUUCCCAGGUCAUGCCCUCCCUGGAGUCUUCUUCUUUAUCAUGGGUCUUUGGUGGAGCACAAAGAGUAUUUUGAAGUAUGUCUGUAAAAGGCAUAAGCGAACCUGCUACCUUGGAUCUCAAGCAUUAUUCCAGCGAUUAGAAAUGUUGGAGGGAAUUGUAAUAGUUGGCAUGACAUUAAUUGGCAUAAUUGGAGUACGGUUUUUUGCUGGAGGACCUCACCUGAUCAUACAAAAAGAGAGCUUAUGGAGUCGACUGCUGCGUUGGCAUCACUUUAACUUGUAUUUCUUCUUUGGACUACUGGGUGUGGCCAACAUCUUAUGUUCUACCAUCAGUUCACUUCCAGUCUCCUUAACCAAGUUAAUGAUGUCAAAUGCCUUCUUAGUGGAGGCUUUUAUCUUCUACAACCACACUCAUGGCCGGGAAAUGCUGGACGUCUUUGUGCACCAGAUAUUGACCUUGGUCAGCUUUUUGACAGGCCUGAUGGCCUUCAUAGAGUUCCUCAUACGGAAAAAUGUACUUCUGGAGCUCCUGCGGUCAAGCUUUGUCCUGCUACAGGGGAGCUGGUUCUGGCAGAUUGGUUUUGUCCUGUUUCCCCCUGGUGGGGGUCCUGCAUGGAAUCUGCUAGAACAUGACAACGUUACGUUUCUCACUGUAUGCUUUUGUUGGCAUUAUGCAUUGGCAUACAUUGUCAUUGGAGCAAAUUAUGCUUUUAUCACCUGGCUGGUGAAAUCUAGACUUAAGAAGCUCGGCCCCUCAGAAGUUGGACUCCUGAAAAAUGUUGAAGGAGAACAAGAAUCAGAAGAGGAAAUGUGAUUUUGAUGGGCAUCUAGUGUAUCUAGAUAAACCUAUUCUUUUUGCAUUGUCUUUGCUUAUGGUUUUGUGUUUUGGAUGUUCGUUGGAAGAUAACUAGCUGAGGAUGACUAUUGUUUGUAUUUCUAAUUUAGUUAAAGUAUUGGAGUUUUAAUAUUUUAACUAUGAAAAUACUUUGGGUGAUAAGUUCAUUUCGUACAUCAUGUACAUGGUAUUCAGGGACUGGAGUGACUUUUCUCACAUCAUGUAUCAUUUGAUGCUCAGAAUGUGAAACAUAUUGGCUUUAUUUUCCUAUGGAUGUGCUCAAGGUUCCUCAUUUACUACCAUUUGUAAUUUGUUGAACAUAGAAUUAUAAUUGUUUAUCUGGUUGCUGCAAUGAGAAAUAAAUAAAUGCACGUACCUCAAA
Molecule: messenger RNA, 1533 nt
Organism: Sciurus carolinensis (gray squirrel)
Lineage: Eukaryota; Metazoa; Chordata; Mammalia; Rodentia; Sciuridae
Product: transmembrane protein 45A-like
Exons: 7
Coding region: 264-1130 (288 amino acids)
Source: RefSeq, a predicted model, not a curated record